AAGUAAUGGCAAUCGUAUCUACGCGUAUAACGCAAUGUUACGCGCAGCCUUCUAACUAAAUUCGACUCAGGCGCAGUUGGUGAUCAGUAGUCGCUUCUAAGUGUCGUGUCCAAGCAAAAUGAUAAGGUCGCGUUGGUGUCUAGUAGGCAGUGUGUUGGCGGCGCUGGUGGUGGGCGCGCUGGUGGCGGUGCUGGUGUUGCAGCCAUGGUCCAGCCCUGACCACCCGCGCUACCAACGGGCCGUCGUCGCUGCCAAUGGCAUUGAGUGCGCUGCUAUAGGCCGGAGUAUAUUGGAAAGAAAUGGCACAGCGGUAGAUGCUGCUAUUGCGACAUUAUUCUGUGAGGGCCUAGGUUGCUCGCAAUGUAUGGGUCUCGGCGGGGGCUUCUUGGCAACCGUCUACGACGCAUCUACGGGGAGAGUUCGAGUGCUGAACGCCAGGGAGAGGGCUCCAGCGGCAACGUAUUCAGACAUGUUCGCGAACGCAUCUUCCCAAGUAGGUGGGCGCGCGAUCGCCGUGCCAGGGGAAUUGAAAGGCUACGGCGCACUCUACCGCGAAUACGGCCGAUUGCCCUGGAAGGAGCUGGUCAAGCCGGCGGCAGACCUCGCCCGGAACGGACACCGGGUCAGCGAAUAUAUGGGUCGCGUGCUCAUGACUUACAGCGAUCGGAUUCUCGCCGAACCGUCCUUCAGCGAAGUAUACAUGAACCCAGCAACCGGGAAAGUGUGGAAAGAAGGGGAUAUCAUCCGCGAACCGACCCUGGCGCGUACUCUCGAUAUAAUCGCGGAGGAGGGCCCGGAGGCGAUACACAACGGUUCCCUUACCGCAGCCCUCGUGAGAGAUAUAGAGGCUUUCGGUGGCAUCAUUACAGAAGACGACUUCAGGAAUUACAGAACAGAAUGGCAAGAGCCAAUCAUCGUACGGGUAUCGCCAGAGCACACUCUCUACUCAGUGCCCCUGCCAGGCUCCGGGUCAGUACUGGCCUUUAUCUUGAACAUGCUUCGAGAGUGGGUCGGUACCGGAUCAGACGCCCCAGUCGACAGCAGCCUUUAUUGGCAUCGUAUAGUGGAGACCUUCAAGUUCGCCUACGCGCGCAGAACCGGCCUAGGAGAUCCUAGCCGUACCGAUCUGCCGUUUAGCAUAGCUGAGUUGGAACGCAAUUUGUCUACGCCUGAGUGGGCAGUAGAGCACAGAGCUAAAGUGGACGACACUCGCACAUUUUCGGAUUGGCGAUACUAUGGCGCAAUGUUCGAAGGCGCCGACGACCACGGCACGGCGCACAUUAUUGUUGUCGCUCCCGAUGGUAGUGCCGUAUCUGCUACAAGUACUAUUAACUAUAUUUGGGGCUCACAGCGCCGUUCAAGAAGCACAGGAAUUAUAUUAAACAAUGAAAUGGAUGACUUCGCUAUUCCCAAUCGGCAAUCAGUAUAUGGGAUGCCUCCCUCCCCUGCUAACAUUAUUAGCCCGGGUAAACAACCGCUCAGCUCGAUGGCACCGAGUAUUGUACUACGAAAUAAUGAUACGGUGGACUUGAUACUUGGUGCUGCCGGUGGAACGAAGAUCACGACUCAAGUCGCAUUGCUUACAAUGCAUACGCUUCUGGAAGACAGUGAAUUGCCAGAGGUCAUGACGAGGCCGCGUCUACAUCACCAACUCAUUCCCAUGGAAAUUGAGUAUGAAGAAAAUUUCGACCCAGCAGUGAUUUCUUCUUUACGCGCCCGCGGUCACGUGACCACCAGCCGUGGCCCAACGGCGGGUUUCGCGGCUAUGGUGGCGGCUAUGAGAGAUAGCGGCGACUAUUUCGUACCACAGACUGAUAGCAGACGAAUAGGCAGCGUGGACGGAUUUUAGAAAUAAUUUACCAUAUCAAUGUGACUAGCGCAAGAAAUUAUUAUAUGCAUUUAUUUCCUUAUUAAGGGGGAUCAUUAACUACGUUACUGAAAUCAUCAUAGAUGUGUACUUUACUUUGAUUAUCCCACUUGGUAUGGAAUCAUUAAGUUUGAUUCACUUUCAUUUCUGUCUGUCUGUAAAAUGUGAGAGCGGUAUUCCUCAUUAAACAAAUUGUGACUACCUUCAAGGUUCUCAUAAUGCGAAUUUUGAGCAGUUCCUAUAUGAUGCUGCAUUUCUUUUUAAUAAUAGGAGUUUUAGAGUACAGAUAAAUUAUUGUAAAUGUAUGCAAGUGUACUUAACGACGUUUUGUAUCAACUUCUGUAGUUUAUGCAACAACGAAAAUUGUAUUUUAUAUUUUUAAUUUUGUAUUUUUGAUCAAAAUAAUUGUUAACUGAAUGAAUAUAUUGUGUAAUUAAUUAUGACGUAAUGUAGUCACGUUAGCAUAACUGUGAUGUUAGUUUUGAAUAAAAAUUUGUUGUAAC
Molecule: messenger RNA, 2370 nt
Organism: Pieris rapae (cabbage white)
Lineage: Eukaryota; Metazoa; Arthropoda; Insecta; Lepidoptera; Pieridae
Product: glutathione hydrolase 1 proenzyme
Exons: 9
Coding region: 119-1849 (576 amino acids)
Biological process (GO): glutathione catabolic process
Cellular component (GO): plasma membrane
Molecular function (GO): glutathione gamma-glutamate hydrolase
Source: RefSeq, a predicted model, not a curated record